GAGGCAGAGAGGCUGGGGGCUGAAUGGAUUGGCAUAAGAGGGAUUUACAUUUUAACUGGUGCUGUGCUCCGUGAAGACUACACGGUGCUGCACGCUGAAAAGCAACUAUACCGACGCGCUCGACAUAUGUUCACGUCGGUGCUUGUAUCAUGUCCAUGUGUCACCGUCGAGAAAGGAUUGAACUUGCCAGCAGUCUAUAUUUGCCGAGGAGGGAAACCAAUACAAGGUCUCGCUGUCUCGCUGGAGCGGAGUAUUAUUAGCAGUUCAGACAGUGCAACUGUCUCUCUCUGGUCAUGCACUGCAAUUACACAAUAACUACAGCAUCAUAGUUUACAGUUCAAGAAAAAAAUACACAAGAAGAAGAUUUUUGAAAGUUAAAAUUGUUUACUGAUUAAGAGUUAAACAUUCAUCUGGCUCCCAUGCUGGCUUUCAGAAAUCCUCCCCUCCAUACCCUCAGCCAUGCCUGCUACUACCAAACCCACCAGGAGACAGACACCUGCUCAGAGAAAAAAUGGCCAGAAAGUGAUCAACAGCAGGAGGCAAACUUGUAACUCAAAUAAACCCAGGGGUAGAGCCACAGAGAGGUUCCAGAAAACACCACCAGCACCAAAAAGGUCGACAGCCAGGGCUCAGGCGCAGUCGGGUCAAAGCCCCCGUGGGAGAGGGGUUUGCGGACCUGCUGGUCAAGGCCCUGGGAGGUCGCCUGGCAGAGUUAACCAUGCCCUUAAUGUAACAGGAUCUGCGAGGCUUAGAAGGCUGAGUAAUCCACCUGACCACUGUGGCGAGUUAGAAGACUCCCUAGGGCGGAGGAAGUCCCUGCGUGGAGCAUUGGUGUCUACUACUCCCUGCCAGCCUCCUAAACCUAGUAGAGGAGGGAGAAACAGCAGGGGGAGCGGAGGGAGAGGACCAGCAUCAGAUAGCUUAAGAAACCAGUCUACAAGCACCACAAUCAAGGAAUCAACUCCUGAUGAUAGAAAUAAGAAACUGGACACCUGUGAUGCUGAAGAGAUCCUUCCGGUUUCUCUGAAAACUGAUUUUGAAGUCCCAGCUAAGAUAAAAGAUCAGGGUCUAACAGUCAGUAAUGCUAAAGAGGGCAGCCCUCUUAAAGCUGAUUCACCACCGUGUAAUGACACACUGGAGGACUGUAUGCAGUGCAGCUGUGACAGUACCAUAACAGAGCUGGACAAAAAGACUGUCAGCCAUAACAGUGAAGAAGUUCUGAGGUGUGUGACUGGGGCUUCUGUGUGUGAUGAUGUUGAUGGACAGCUCAAACUCUGCAGUGACAGAAGUGAGAAUGGCCCCUCUGAGUUCACUACGGUAACGAGUAGUGGCUCACCACUGGUGCACGGCCACAGCAAGGGUAACGACACUUCACCUAUCGUAGGAAAGAAGCUUGACCAUCUUAUCAGUGAUCGUAAGCAAGAUGAUGUGCUCACUCUCCACGAAGAGGAGGGCAACAUGCGGGACUUAAAAGAGAAUGGGACAGGAGAACAAGUGAUUGUUGACACUGAGAGGAAAGAUGAGAAAAUCGUAAAUCAUGAGAGAAGGGAGAGUUUAGAGGCAGAGAGAGCUGCUGAAAGAAUAGACAAGACUGAGGAAGAGAUGGAGGAGAUUGUUAAGAGGCUGGGUAAUUGUGAGGGAGAAGAGGGAGGACACAAAGAAAAGAAGAAUUAUGUUUUCAUCAAUCCUGCUGACGCCCACCCCAGCACUUCUGCCUGUCAACCCUCAGAUGAACCUCCCUCUAAUGAUGUUCUGACAGCACAGUCAGAAUCACUUGUAAGGGUGCUACCUGUCUCCAACACAGCUACCUCAAAUCCCACCAAAGCCCCCACCACCUCAGAGUUACCUGAACUAGAGGUUCUGAGCCAGGGUAAGACAGACAUGCAACCUACCAUUCAAGGUGCUAAACCUCAAUUCCCAGGGUGCUAUGCUGUCCCUGACACUGCCCUGUUGUCACAGACUGAUCUAUUGACACGGAGUACGCCGGUUAUUAUCCGUAGUGACUCCCUCAAACCUUGGAGCUCGAGGGAUACAAUACAGAAAAAAGCACAACAACUGCAAAGCCUUGAGAGUCCUUCUCAGGUGGAAAGACAAGCUUGCACACCAGCAGAGACGCAGACCAAAGAUAGUGAAUCUAAUCGAGAGCCAUCUGAGCACCACAACCAGAAAGAGACUUCUUUGCUGCCAGUGUCACUAGUUCCUCAGUCGAGCACAGAUGCCCUGACAGCUGAGCGUGACCCAAACCUCAGCGAGGACAGUGUUGUGGUAGCAGUGCCAGAGCAGGACUUGGUGCCAAAGAUCUCGACUCCCUCUGUGGACAGUAGCUCCACAUUCUCCUGCAGCUCGGAAAGUACUCGCUCCUCUUUUUCUUUUGACACUGAAUCAGAAGCAGGGUACGGAGAGCCCAGCCCCUCUGUUAUGCCAGGAUCCUGGGGGCCGGAGGGGGCCUGUUUGCCCUCCUGGACCACUCCGAAAUCACAGAAGAAGGAGAGGAAGAAGCGGAGCAGGUGUGGGACGUGCGAGCCAUGCCUGAGGAAGAUCAGCUGUGGCCAGUGCAGCUGUUGCCUCAACCGCAGGACUGGCCACCAGAUCUGUAAGCUGAGAAAGUGUGUGGAGCUAAAGAGAAGAAGAGUUUCAUCCCCACUCACUCUGUCUGCUGCACAGGUGGUUACAGAAAGUGGGUCGGUAAAUGGCAAAGGCAAGGCACAGAUGGAUGAUACCCACAUGGCAGCAGAGGAGGAUGAGGGGGAGGAAGGCCACAUACCUCAUACAGAAGCGCCCCCCGUUACCCACUUGUUCAAUCACAACCUGGCCUCGGACCAAGGCGGACGGCCGGCACUUAUUAAAAGAGAGUCCGAGCUGGAGCUGACCAGCAUUGCACUUCACCAACACAUAUGCUCUUCUGUGACUUUUCAGAAUGGUUCUGCUGAGAACCUGACAAAACCCAACGGUGCUAAAAUGACUACCGGGUCGCACUCUGAUCCAAAGUCGGCAUAUCAAAGGACUAUGAUGGUAUCAGAGUCUCAAAGGACUAUAAUAGCUGCCAUCCCUAAAGACUGCUCUGAGGAUGGACCCAAGACUCCUCCAGAUGACACGUCAGUUCCACUAAAGAAGAUCAAACUGGAGGAGCCGUGGGUGUGGAUCACUGAACAGGCCACCACACAGCUGAGUGAUGAGGAUGAGGUCUGCGAAGACUCGCUGUCCACGCUGGCAGCUGUGGUGUGUCUGUCUGUCACAGAGAGGAAGGGACUGGAGGAGAAACUUUUCAGCUCACGUUCUUCCAUUCUUCGCUCCAUCAAAACUGAACCACCAGAUUUGCACUUUGUUAAAAAAGAGCCAGAGGACUUGAAGAGUGACUUGUGUCAGAAAAGCACUCCUGUUAACCUGCAAAAAACUCCCCAGAUUAUCAAAAAUGAACCUCCUCCAAAUGACUUGCUACCAAGCGUGCAGUCUUUGGCAGAGAGGAGAAAUCUUAGUUUUGAUCAGGCUAUUGCUAUUGAGGCCUUGACUCAACUGGCAGCUAUACCUCAAAGAACCCCCGGGUCCAAUAAAACUGAAAGUAAGUGUGAACAUCCCAUUUCUGCGGCUGCCCCACUAACAACCUCCAAUACAAAUACACUUCUGCAAGAAGCCAAACCCACAGCAGCUAUCCGCUAUAAUAAAGUCUCGGUCAUCAGCUCACCACUUCACCAGACAUCAGUUAUACGCCCUCCUGUGGCCAGACAAGGGAAUGUCAUCCAGUGCUCCCAGGGGCCAAGCUCCAACACAACGCUGUCUCUGCAGGACCUCUUAGAGGCCAGCUCAGACAGUGAUAAAAGACCCUGCAGCAGGAUAGAGCAGGGCUACGGCUCUCAUGUCAUCAAGUCAGAAUGCAGCUAUAAAGAUCCCAGUGACAUAAGGUUCAGUAAAGAUCAUGAGAGGCUGUUUGGGGAGGACAGAGAGAGGGUUGUUAAAAUGAGAAACAGAGAUGAGGAGGAGGUGGCAGCUCAGCUGGCUGACUUGGCCUUCAUCAUCCAGUCCCGACACAACCUGCAGUCAGAGAACAGUCCUCCAAAAGGAAUGCCUGUGUCAGCCAUCAAAUACAACUUCAACUCACAGCUACCACCCAGUCAGAAAAAGACCCUCACAAAGAAAACAAAAGCUACACCUUCCAAGCCCAGGAAGAAGAAGAUAAAUGAUGGGCUACAAGAGGGAAUUAACCGCAGGACCCCCCUCUCAAAACGCAUGCCAAACGGUGAGACGCCCAACAGGAGCAGAGGCCAGAAGACUCUUCCACAGGGGAAAUCAGGUCUUUCCCACAAGAGGAACCUGUUUCUGCCUCAGGCUCAAAUUGACCUGAAGAGAUACUUAGCUGAAGCUCAGGAGGUAGAGAGGCAACUUAUCCAUCACAGUAAUGCAAACAAUACAGGCCUCUUAAGGCCACAGACUCAGAACUACAGCACUCUCACAAGGAUGAACCACACUCUUGGUCAAGAGAACCAGCCAUGGUCCCUUUCAAAUGGUCCACUCCACCACCAUAAUCCAUGUAAUGGUUAUAUUGCAGGACCGGGGCAGGAGUGUGAAAGGCGUUUGUUUACUCAGGUAGCGCAGCACGGUGCUGAUCCUAACCCCAGCCCAGCCAAUACUGCUUCCCUCAGCCACAACACUGGGUACAGUGGACUGGCUAAUGGUUUCUCAGGGGCUCGGCAGUCCCCUCCACCAAGUCAGCAGGGCUACUACAAGCUGGAGAGGUCUGGACCCAUCACUGUCCUGUCCACGUCUGCUGAUACAGAUCUGGGCCACUCUGCGGAGUCUACUCCAUCCAAGAACAGCGUCAACAGCUUUCUGGAGUCUCCAAUGAGUUAUCUGGACACCCCCACCAAGAACCUGCUCAAUACACCUUCCAAAAAACUGUCUGAUCUUCCUUCUUGUCAAUGCAUGGACCAAAUCAUUGAAAAGGAGGAAGGCCCUUACUAUACUCACCUUGGGGCAGGACCUAGUGUUGCUGCAGUGAGGGAGCUGAUGGAGAACAGGUAUGGUGCCAAAGGAAAUGCAGUAAGGUUGGAAGUUGUUGUUUACACUGGGAAGGAAGGAAAGAGCUCCCAGGGCUGUCCAAUAGCUAAAUGGGUGAUCCGGCGCAGUAGUGAAGAGGAAAAGCUGCUGUGUUUGGUCCGCCAGAGGCCAGGGCACCACUGUGACUCUGCCGUGUUGGUCAUCCUCAUCCUGGCGUGGGAGGGAAUCCAUCGACCGGUGGCAGACCAUCUCUACCGGGAGCUCACAGAUACACUCUUUAAAUACGGCUCCCCCACCAGCCGCCGCUGCGCGCUCAACGAAGAUCGUACGUGCGCAUGCCAGGGUUUAGACCCGGACACCUGUGGAGCUUCAUUUUCCUUUGGCUGCUCCUGGAGUAUGUACUUCAAUGGCUGUAAGUUUGCUCGUAGCAAAGUGCCCCGCAAGUUCCGUCUGAUUGGAGACUACCGGCAGGAGGAGGAGAAGGUAGAGAACAAUCUUCAGAAUCUUGCUUCUGACAUCGCACCACUCUACAAGAGACUGGCUCCUGAAGCCUUUCAAAACCAGGUGGAAAAUGAGAGUUCAGGGGCAGAUUGCCGACUGGGCUGGAGGGAAGGACGUCCAUUUUCAGGAGUCACAGCCUGUGUGGAUUUCUGUGCUCACGCUCACAAGGACACUCAAAACAUGAAUAAUGGCAGCACUGUAGUUUGCACUUUAACCAAGGAAGAUAACCGUGCAGUCCGUAACAUACCAGAAGAUGAGCAGCUCCACGUUCUGCCACUAUACAAGAUCUCUGACAGGGAUGAGUUUGGUCAUGUUGAAGGACAGUGGGCCAAGAUGCAAAGUGGUGCUCUGCAAGUUCUAUCUUCCUUUCCCCGAGAGGUGCGUCUCCUGGCUGAGCCAGUGAAAUCAGCCCGUAAGAUAAGACAAGAAGCUCGUCUGAAAGCUCAAGCAGAGCGGAUGGAGAAGAAGCUCGGGCUAACCCCUCUCACUCCUGCGAAAGUGAAAAGUGAAACCCCCAACAAAGACCCACAGGCCUAUUACAGCUCUUACAAACUACCACCCAGACCUGCCAGCGUUGGAAGGUACCUACCAGAGAGGAAUCAACCCAGCACUUAUAGCCAGAGCACCAGCAGCUAUCCUACUCCGGGUACAGGGGUCACCCCACAGAGGGAGGUCAUCUCCCCCAACCAUCACGGCCUGCCUGGCCUCCAGUUUGGACAGAAUGGUUUAGCUCUCACUUAUAAGACAAUGAAUGAAGCAGUUAAUGGUAAUUCUUCUACAUGUGGUGACCAGAAUGCUCCCAAAAACCAGUUUGGGCACCCAUCAGAACAUAUACCUCCACAUCAUGCCCUUAAUGACUACCCCCAUUCUUUUAAAACUGAGCCCAACGAGGUGCACUGCUCUCCUCUGCGGAGACCUUCCCCCACUGGGAGUGCUCCUCCUCCCUCCUCCUUCUCCCCCAGACCUACCUCUGAGGGCCUCUUCAGCAGGCUCAAUGGACUCCACAGGGCUGCAGGAGAUGUCGGCGCAGAGGUCAGGGGCCACGGCCUCACUCCGCUCUCAUCUCUCCCCCUUCCCCCACAAACGACCCCCCUUGAACCAGAGGAAGUUAAGCAGGAAGAGGUGUGGUCAGACAGCGAGCACAACUUCCUGGACCACGAUAUAGGCGGAGUAGCCGUGGCACCAUCACAUGGCUCCAUCUUGAUCGAGUGCGCACGGCGGGAGCUCCACGCCACCACUCCUAUCCUCAGGCCAAACCGGAGCCACCCCACACGCAUCUCCCUGGUCUUCUACCAGCACAAGUCCUUGAAUGAGCCAGGCCACGGAAUGGCUAUGUGGGAUGCUAAAAUGGCCAAGCGGGAACGGGACAGGGAGGAGGAGGCAGAGAGAUUAAGGAUGGAGGAGGUGGGGAAGAAUGGCAAUGGAGCCGGAGGUGCGGAGCGAGAGGAGGAGGCGGGGGAGGAGGCAGAAGAGAUGAGGAGGAGGAUGAAUGUUCCCACACGUCAAGCAUGGACUCUUCCGAGGGAUGGUGUCAUCACCGUAUCCCCUUAUGCUCUUACCCAAGUGACGGGCCCCUACAAUCGCUGGACUUAGUCAACAUAUUUUACACAAACACACACACACACACACACACACACAGAAAACUCCUACACCCUGUGCUUCUGCCUUACCUCAGUCAACUUCAAACUGCUACUCUCAUUUUUACGUCGUUUUCAUUGUGCUUUUCUAAUCUUUUUGUUCACUUUGUCCUCCUUUGUCUCUGCCUUCGAAGUGAUGAGGAAGACCAAAGUUUGUUGGCUUUUUAACUGUGAGUUUUCGGUGUUGGUUUUUAUUGUAAAGAGAUGGUGCUUUGAAGCAUUUUAAAGAUGUUGUUAAACUGGUUUUAUAUACAUGAUUAAGAACAAAAAAGAUGUGAUUAUUUAUUGUGAUCAUAACUAUUUCUAUUUAAUUCCUGGUGUAAGCCUGUUUACUGCAAGAUUUCUAUGAUAACCUGCAUUAUGUGUUGACGCUCAGAAUUUAUGUUGUACAGUAGGACUAUGCUUUUUAUUUCAGCCAGUAGUUCUCUUUCCACAAGAUGAAUCUUACUGGCUUUUACAUUGGUGCCAUUCUCACUGUAACCUUUUGUUAAGCAAACGCAUACAUUACAUAAUGUAGAAAAUAAGACUAAUAUCAUGCAUAUAUUUACUACAGAUUGUCACAUGUAGCAUUGUGCUUUUCCUUCUGCUGCCUCUAACGUCUGCUGGCAGUUAAUGAAAGAAAUGUACUUCUUUGGUUUGUUGUUUUGUUUGUUUUCUCCACAUCUGGAUGGUUUGUCUUUUAUUCACAGAAUAUGUAUGGCAUAUUAAGAAGCACUUUUUUAUUUUCCGAAACUUAACUUGAAAAAAGGUCCCAAUUCAUAGGCCUAAAUAUGUAUGUACAAAUAGAGAUAUAUAAAGCCUCUUUCACACAUAGUUCCCGGUAAAACUGGGAUAACCUUUCAGGCACCGCAAGUGAUUUUCACUAUUUACUCAUGCAGCUAAAUUCAGGAACAUUUCCGUCUUGCACCUUUUUACACAUGCAAUGGCAAUGCCAGAAUAGAUGGGGCAAGGUGCUGUCCAGCAGAUGGCGGUAAUGCAACACUUUUGAUUGCCAACUUUCAUAAAACCCGAUUGAGGUAAAUAAGACGGGGCAAGGCCGUAUGUACAUGUACACAUCGAAAACAUUGGCAUGGCAACCAUUAACAUGUAAUAUGAUAAUAAUGCGUCAUCAUUGGAGUCUAGUGAUUGAUUUGCUCGCUCCAUGUGAAAGCUUCUUCUGUCCCUGCAAUAUUACUGCUUUCAUUCACACCACAGCUGUACCAGCAUUUUCAAGUUGGGAAACUGACAGUACAGAUUUUCCAGAAUUUCGGUCUCUGCUCCCAUUCACGCGUAUAACCCCAUGCAGGAAAUGUUCCUGAAUAUUUCAGGGAUAGACUGCAUGUGUGAAAGGGGCUUAACCAGUUUAGCAUGAACCUUGUUUUUAUUUCACAGUGUUUCUGCAUUUUUAUUUUGAUUGAAAUGGCAUACAUAUCUAAGGAAAGUAUCUCUCUAAAAACUUAGAAUAAUGAGGAAUCAGAAUGAGAAAUCAUAAAAUGCUGCAACAGUAAAGUCUUCAUCAUUGUUAGCACUUACUUUAUGUCGGAAAGGUGCUUCAGUGGGAACAAACACUUGAUCAUAGGAUUACACAAAUUCUGACUUACUGUACAUUUUAAUGGUGCUAAUGAGACCUCUCUUUUCUUCACAGAAAUCACAUGUCAGAGGUGUCAACUGAAUAUUGCCAGUUUUUAUGUCCAUACUCUGAGUACAAAACUGUGUUAGUUAAUGCUAAAUCAUCCAAAUAUUUCUUCUCUUUCAUCCUCUCUGCUUUUGUUGGAAAACCACUCAUAAACAGUCAUCGGAUCCCACUCAAACUUUUGCCUAAGACAAUUUCGGGUGCUUGACCCUUGUGAAGACUUUGUUUACAGAUAGCUUUUCUUACAGGGUCUGAAUAAGGGGGUUGUUGUCAACUCCUGGUGAAUCAGGAUUUUAUUUUUUAUUACCCACGAAUGAGAAGCUCUUCAGUUUAAUAACUCGCCAGUGAAAUUUCAGCACAAAGACAUUUACUGAUAUUCACACUAACACUGGUGGCAUAGCAUUUUCUUUGAGAAAGGUAUUGGUUAUUUUUACACUUAAACUUCCUUUUGGUGCUAAUAGGACAAGAUGUCAAGAUUCAUCCAUUGACUCAACCAGGUUUUAUACUGAACAGUGAUGGCAUGGUGCUCUUUGGAAACUCAGCACACACUGAUCUUGUAUAUACGUGAACACAAAGGUAGUUUUAUUAUUGCUUUGGAUGAUAACUGACUUGACAACAGACUGAGAUGCUGCAGGAUCUCACCCCUGAUCACGAUGUUUUUUAAGUACCAGUAAAAUGCAAAAUUAUUGUCCAUUCAGAGUUCAAAAGUCUUCCACAGAUAACCAAACUCUCCGACAAUUCUCAAAAGGUCAGUUGAGAAAAUCACAACCUUCAAACAAAAUGAAAUGAAUGUAAACCGUUUUAAAUCAGUUGAUUUAGAAAGAACAUUUUUGAACAUCACAAAACAAAGUUACAGUUGUAAGUGUGUCUUUUGAUUUUCUGUGGAUACAUUUUCAGUCCACAUUAAGCAAGUACAUUGAAAGUCUUUUUUUAUCAACGAGGAACUAACAACUAGCACCAGCAUUCAAAAAUCUGAAAAAAAAAAACUUUUAUUAGUAGAAAAUGUGUAAAUAUGUAUGUGAACCAUAUUGUUUUACUGUACUGUUAAUGGUGUUUAGACAAUGGAUGAUCUUGCUUAUUUUGAAACUGAAUUACUGUACGUUGCUGAAAAUAUAUCCAGUUUAGACUUGAGAAGAGACUAAAUUUAGCAUUCCUUUUAUGGAUGGCUGAUCUCUUUCGGGAUUGUGAAAUAAAGUCAUAUUUAUAUUUUGGACCUGA
Scomber japonicus (chub mackerel) is the source of this 9960-nucleotide messenger RNA. RefSeq names its product tet methylcytosine dioxygenase 1 (gene tet1). Gene Ontology annotation, molecular function: DNA binding; zinc ion binding; DNA 5-methylcytosine dioxygenase activity. NCBI's taxonomy places the organism in Eukaryota, Metazoa, Chordata, Actinopteri, Scombriformes, Scombridae. Gene Ontology annotation, biological process: oxidative demethylation; positive regulation of transcription by RNA polymerase II. The transcript has 12 exons. The record is from RefSeq and is a predicted model, not a curated record. Gene Ontology annotation, cellular component: nucleus. Bases 460 to 7086 code for a protein of 2208 amino acids.